AUGAUGAGUGACAUAUUCAUAAUUUUGAUACUUCUCUACUGCUUCCUUGGUCAUUUAUUUCUACUAGAAGUUUAUUCUCCUGUGAUGAGCACUGCUGUUAUCGAGGUGAACACUCAUCGCAGAUCUCUUCUAGUAGAUAGUCACAGACGAAACAGAUUCAAAAAUUUUAUGCUGAGUACUAGAAGAAGAAGUUGUUGUAGUAGCCUGAACUACUACAGAAGAAAACUAGAAGAAGUUCUUGUAGUAGCCUGGAGAAAAAAUGCCUGGCGCAUUCACAUUCUUGGUGUGGAGAAACCUCUACGGGAAUGUGAUUCGUUCCAUUCUCUACUGGAACUGGAGUUGUCCACUUUUGAGGUGCUUGAAAGGAAAGGUCUCACCCUUUGAGCUUGAGCCGGCUCAGACUUCUUAGCCAAAAGGCGCAACUUUACCAUGAGGCUGCUGUCUACUUUUGACCUGCUUGAAAGGCCCCACCCUUUGAGUCAGCUCAGAAUCCUCACCCAAAGCGCGCAGCUUUAUUAUGAAGGCGCUGCCUACUUUUGACUUUCUUGGAAGGUCUCCUCCUUUGACGCAGCUCAGACCCCUUAUCCGAAGCGCGCAGCUUUAGGCGCUUGCUGUCUACUUUUGACUUGCUUGAAAGGUCUGACCCUUUGAGCCAGCUCAGGCGCCUAAUCCAAAGAGCAAGCGGGUGCUAAUUUUCUCAGCGUAUAGCUGCUGGAUGCUUGCCUCUGUUUGCAUUUGUGUGCAUGUGUGCCAUAAUUGUAGCACAUACGCAGGCGCAGCGGCUUUGCUUCACGCAGAUGAUUGGCCUCAGGCUGAGGCGCUUCGCUCUUCGUUUUUUGUCCAUGCAGCAUAGUCCUUGGCCUGUGCUGUUGGUUCAGGGUUUUGAGGUACUGCGGAAAGCUUUAGCAGGAGCAGAAUCACGGGAGAGAUGUGCGCAAAGUCGCGGCAUUUUUACGGCGCGAGAUGUAUACGUCUAGCCCGUACACCUUUCCCAUGAUUUCCGUACAUCUCAAAAAAGUAGAAUUUUGGAAACCUGCUACGAAUCGGCCCGGUGUGAGUACAUCGCGAGAGUACAUCCUUCCCGUGGUGUACGUAUAAGAUAUAUGCCUCGCGCUAUAUAUGUCAGACGUAUACAUCUAGCCCGUACAUCUUUGCCAUGAUUUACGUACAUCUAAAGCCGUAAGCUCGCUCCUGUU
Molecule: messenger RNA, 1196 nt
Organism: Amoebophrya sp. A25
Lineage: Eukaryota; Dinophyceae; Syndiniales; Amoebophryaceae
Source: the annotation of a GenBank genome assembly